Stegodyphus dumicola is the source of this 945-nucleotide messenger RNA. Its product is annotated as zinc finger MYM-type protein 1-like. NCBI's taxonomy places the organism in Eukaryota, Metazoa, Arthropoda, Arachnida, Araneae, Eresidae. The record is from RefSeq and is a predicted model, not a curated record.
AUGGAUGCUUUAACUACUUUUAAAUCUUUAGAAAAAGACGACGCUCUUUGCCUAGUUUCUGACGAUCCUGGUAAAUGGCCUAUAAACCUAACCCACAGUCAGGUACAAUAUAUAAUUGAAAAUUUCCCAAGUCAAGUUCAAAACAUAGCAUUUCCCAGAGAUGAGCAAAAUAAAAAAUUUUCAGAGUCAUAUUUUUACCGUACUUUAAGCAAUGGUGAAAAAAUCCACCGUCCUUGGUUAUUAUAUUCUUUAUCUUUAAAUAGUGUUUUCUGUGCUCCAUGUAAACUAUUUUGCACCACCGAUGUCACAGAGAAAAAGGAGCGUAUAUAUGGUAAAGAAGGAGUGAACGAUUGGCAACAGUUAUCUUUAAUCUUGAAAAGGCAUGAGAGCAGAUUAAUCCACAUUAAAUAUACUAAACAAAUGCAUGAUUUGAGUGUAGCACUGAAAAAGGGUACGACAAUCGACUCGUCCAAUCAGCGAUUAUACGAACUGGAAAAAAAUCAUUGGCGUGCCGUUAUUGAAAGAUUGAUGCUUAUUGUCAGAUAUUUAUCUCGUCAGUGCUUGGCCUUUAGGGGUUCAUCACAAAAACUGUUUCAGCCAGAUAAUGGAAAUUUCCUUCAAUUGACUCAAAUGAUUUCCAAAUUUGACGCAGUUCUUUCCGAACAUUUACGUAGAAUACAAUCCAAAAAUUACAAAAAUGCGCCUCACUAUCUAGGUUGGGAACACCAAAACGAAAUGAUUAAGUUAUUGGCAACAACUAUACAAGAACAAAUAUUAGACAGAAUACGAGAGGCAAAAUAUUUUUCUAUAAUUUUAGAUUGUACCCCAGAUAUUUCACAUACUGAACAAAUAACUGUUAUAAUUCGAUGUGUUCCUUGCGUCCCACCAGUUAAGAUUUAUGAACAUUUCUUGGGAUUCUGCCCAAUUACAGAUACAACUGGUUAA